CAGAUUUUUGAACUGUCAAAGUUUGGAUGCUAAGAUGCAAGUUUUAUUAGGUUAACUCAACAAAAAAUAUUAUAAUUAAUUGAUUAAAUGUAUAUAUGUUUUCUGAAACGCUGUUUAACGGUUGGUGCUCUUCAUUUCGCAGCUGGACAGGCAAACGAAAAAAUAAGCCAAUAACCUCACAGCACACGAAUAUCGCUGUCGGGCGGAGAAAGGUGGAUUCAUCCGUAAACGGCCAUCGGACCAACAUCUAAGUUAACAUAUUUUUCCUUAAUUUUCCAUGCGUUGAACUCUAUUUAAUUCAACCGACACCGUAGCUUUUUGCUUGUUCCUGCAACAUGCUGUGAAUGCAUUUCGGCAAACGCGCAUGGAAUUCUUGUUGUCUUUCCGAAAUCAAACGUACAACCGGCUUCGGAAGAAGAGCCACCUAAGAAAACGGCAAUUCAGAAGAAAAACGUUUUCUCGUAAUUUAAAAUUUUAAUUUUUAUUCUGUGUGUUUUAGGGUUGCUAUUCUGUGAUACGCAUACUGAUAUCAACGUAUAAAAACUCAAUAAUCGGGAAAAGAGGCCAAAUUACGCUGGUAUUCCACACUGCCCCUACUGGUUGAAUCGUGGUUUUUAGCAAAAUAAUUGAAUGCUUUUAAUUAUGACGACAGAUACAAUGAAAAAGAAGGAGGGGAACGAGGGGGAAUUUUCAUCCAUACCCAGGUCAUCAUUGUCCCACACAAACCACUCGGAAUGUCACGAAACCUGCUGGAGACAAUUUCUGAGUCCUUUUAUUUCCGAGAGCAAUACAUCAAAUGGUUGACGUGCUGAUGAAAUAAAAGGCAGAAGGUUUCGGCCACACAAAAAAUGAUAAGACGAAACGGGAGCAAUUGUCCCAAUGUUGAGAAACAUCUUUUAGUGCUUUUUUAGGAAAAUUAAGCAAAAGACACAACGAGGACCGCAGAGGACUGCUUAAAAAAAAAAAACAAUAAAAAAAAAACAACAUGGAAUGGUCAGGAUUCCUUAUUGAAUUGCGCAAACUUGAGUGCAAUGGACGGCCUCGUUCAGGGCAGUGAAUGAUCUGUGGGAAAAGCCAUCAUUAAUAUUUAGAGGAGUGAAAAUCAAGCUUUUCGAUGAGGCAGAAAUAUGAUUAUUGAGAGUGGUCAGUUCCCGACAAUUGCUUUCUAUGACCGGAACAUUUAUUACUGGUAGCAAACCCGAUAAGCAAAUGCAGAUCAGCGGCACGUAUCCCAACAGUACCAGAUAACUACUAUCAGGCCGACUUCAAAAGAUUGAAGUACAUGACAUUUUAUAAGAAGUGCUAUGCAGCCACUUGCAGGCUAGUCAACCACGGUGCUGUACAGUUUACGAAAUGGCUCCAAAUGAAGAACCGCAAAAGAGCUCUGUCGAAACAAAGGUUAAAUACUUAGAGGUGUUAUUUAAUACGAUUAAUCACGCUCUGAUAGGAUAUGUCACUAUAUAUUUAUCCUACGUUUCGUACAUGAAUGGAUUCGAGCAUCUUUUCACGUGGCACAUAUUCCUUUGUGCUGUCGGGUAUCAUUUCUUCAUGGCGGAGUCCUUCCUGACACUGUACUCUUCCAAUUCAUGGACAUCACUGAACACGGCAGGAACGAAGCGCCACAUACAUUGGAUUCUGCAAACCAUCGGUUUUGUGGCGAUAUUCACUGGAACUGGCAUUGAGAUAUACAUGAAGGAGCGAAACAAACGAUCGCACUUUAAAUCGGACCACGCAAUAACAGGUUUAGUGUCGAUGGUGUUCAUCGUUCUAUCAUUACUAAACGGAAUAGCAUCAUAUUUUUCAUUGAAAAUUAAGCAUAUCAUAAGACCUGUCUAUGUCAAACUUGGUCACUAUCUUACAGGAAUAGUAGCUUUCGUCAUUGGAAUGGUUUCACUUGCUUUGGAAUACUCACCAAGGAGAAUGCAAUCUGUCGAGAAUAAAAAUAUGUUGAUUUCAUUCACUACGAUCGUGAUAGCUCUUACUUUGGUUGGUGCUGUGAAGACGAUGUACGGUCAAUUUAAGGGUCUGUGUCGAUAAUAUUCAUAGUGAGUUUUGCACAUUGGCCUUUGAGAUUAUAAGUAUAAGAUCAUGUCAAGUCAUUCAGUUCAUCGUGAUUGAAAGAUUGUUUCACACCAGUAUAAGAAAAACAUCUCGAACAUCAGGUUGAAUAUUUUUUUAAUGUCAUUAAGCGAAGAUGACAAGCCCUUCGAUUUGUUUUUUUUUAUAAAACAUGA
Molecule: messenger RNA, 2234 nt
Organism: Malaya genurostris
Lineage: Eukaryota; Metazoa; Arthropoda; Insecta; Diptera; Culicidae
Exons: 5
Coding region: 1354-2037 (227 amino acids)
Molecular function (GO): transmembrane monodehydroascorbate reductase activity
Source: RefSeq, a predicted model, not a curated record